Messenger RNA from Pocillopora damicornis (cauliflower coral), 1102 nucleotides. RefSeq lists its product as uncharacterized. NCBI's taxonomy places the organism in Eukaryota, Metazoa, Cnidaria, Anthozoa, Scleractinia, Pocilloporidae. The record is from RefSeq and is a predicted model, not a curated record.
CGAUCCGUGACGCUACCAACAUUGGAGAAAUACUUGCGAGUUUUGGUUGUUCUUGCCUCGGCAUACAAAGGUCAUCUGACGGUAGCUUCGUUACCGAAUAAACACCGAGAUGAUUAGGAAGAUUCUUAAAACAUUUGCCAAGUUGAAUUUUGGUUACACGUACUAUCCCGUACUUCAUGGUCCAAACACUGUUUCAGAUGUAAAACCAUUCGUGCUCAUGGUGAAGCGGAGGCUGAGGCCGAUAUCUCAGCAGCUGUUUGCCAAAAAGGAAUUUAUAACUAUUGCAGGACUAGAGAGUUAUAUAAAGGAGGAAAAAAGGACAAAUUUUUUGGAACUUAUUCACUCAAGAAAACGACUACAAAAUAACUUAGAGAUAAUUAGUGAAAAAGUCGAGAAUAAGGAUGAAGUGGAUUGCAAGAGAACUUUAAAAGAUCGUCUGUUAGCUCUGGAAAGCUGGAUAGACAUUGGAUUCAUAACAGCCAUGGUGGAGGGUAAUGUCAAGAUUCACUAUGAUAUGGGAGAACUGGAGCUGGGGAAAUUAGACCAAGAAUAUUUCAAAGAUCCAGAUCUGGACUAUAUACUGCAGGAAACUGAGCUUGACAAAAGAAAGAUGGCUCGUCUGGAGGAUGAGGAAUUACAUCUUAUUUACAGCGUGAUUUACAGCGAAAAAUUUCAUCUGGGAGGCAAAAUAAGUCAAGAGGUAUUGAUAACAAGUUACUUAGUAUUGCCGUCCUUAGAGCCACACCGUCGUUUCUCCGACCACGUGACUAAUAGAAACAACAACUCUGGGGAAGAAAAUAGGCUUUUCCAUAUUAAGGCGUUGCGCAUGCUCACUGGACUCUAUUGCAAGAUUUAUUCAUAUUCCCAAACGCGCGUAAAAAAUUUCACCUUUCAAAUAGGAAGCACUUGUUAUGAGCGCAUCUAUUGGACAAAAAUUAAAAGGACAGAUUACACACACAGAGGAACUCUGAAAGCGCAUGGAGAUAGAAAUAACUGGAUCAGAAAAGAAACUGUUCUCCUCUACUGAUUCGGCAAUAGUCGAAGGUUUAAAAGUUAUAGAUUAAUUAGCAAUAGAAAUUGGCUUUUUCUUAUCCCUUCUAAU